UUCUUCUUCUACUUCUGUGUGUUUCUCCAGCGCAACAGCAUGCAGACGUCCACGAGUGAAGACAAGAUCCCGGUUGUGGGUCCAACGCCAAGCCCCCAGAGCAACAGAGAAGGCCUUUACUUCUCUGACGGCCGACGGAAAGUCGACUAUGUCCUGGUCUACCAUCAGCGACGGCACAACUCCAUACGGCAGAGCUUCUCCCGAUCCCGCGCCAGCAUAUCAGUUUCACACGACAGAUUAUCUAUUGUUUCCAAUGGCAACUUUCGUCAGUCGGUGGGCUCGCACUCGGCGGCAGGAUUAGGAGGGGACGCGCAGGAAGGAGAGGCCGUGAACGUCGACGAGGUGUUCAUGGAACUGGGAUUUGCAGGAGGGAACGAGCUGAUGGAGCCGGCUGAGCACGAGAUGCGCCUGAUCAGACAAGAGUUUGAGGCCAACCUGCUGGAGGCUGGCCUGGAGAUAGAGAGAGACAGAGAGUUUAAGGCCCACGGCCCCAGCUUCACUCGUCUCCAUGCACCCUGGCCAGUGCUCUGUCGAGAGGCAGAGUUCCUCAAGAUUAAGGUCCCCACUAAAACGAGCUAUGAACUUAAAGAGGAAAGUGGGUUUGGGUCCAGUAUGAGCAACGUGUGGAGGAAACUGAAUAAACCUUUUCAGCCCAAGGUCCCCAAUCCAGACAACGGACGCACCAAAUUUCUCUCGCACUGCUUCUCCAGGGACAAACUCAACCUGUACAACAUCACAUCUAAAGACACGUUUUUUGACAAUGCAACGAGGGGCCGAGUUGUGUACGAGAUCCUGAGACGGACGGUGUGUGUACGAACCUGUCAAACCAUAGGCAUCAGCACAUUGAUAGCUAAAUGCGUGUAUGAUGCUGCCUUCCCUCUUCACGACGGGGACUACACGGCCGUCGAAAACAUGGAGGAGAGGAAUGACCGACAGGUCCUGCAUGAUGAGUGGGCCAGAUACUCAGCCUUCUACAAGUACCAGCCCAUUGAUCUGGUCAGGAAGUACUUCGGGGAGAAGAUCGGACUCUACUUCGCGUGGCUCGGCGUUUACACUCAGCUGCUCAUACCGGCCUCCAUAGUGGGGAUCAUUGUGUUUGGUUACGGGGUGGCGACUGUGGAUACUAACAUACCCAGCCUGGAGAUGUGUGAUGAGCGUCUCAAUUUCACCAUGUGUCCUCUGUGUGAUGGAGCAUGUGACUUCUGGCAGCUGAGCACCGCCUGCAGCACUGCCCGAGCGUCGCACCUCUUCGACAACCCGGCCACUGUCUUCUUCGCCAUCUUCAUGUCUCUGUGGGCUGUGUUGUUCCUGGAGCACUGGAAGCGUCGUCAGAUCAGUUUGAGCUUCAGCUGGGAUCUGACAGGCAUCGAGGAGGAGGAGGAACAUCCCAGGCCAAAAUACGAGACCGUCCUUCUUCAGAAGAGACAGAGGAAGCAGAAAAACAAGAAACAGAAGAAAAAGAGUGAGACUGCCAUAGACAAGUUGACCUGGAAAGACCGUCUACCUGGAUACCUCAUCAACGUUUCCUCCAUCCUCUUUAUGUUUGUGCUGACGUGUUCUGCAGUUUUCGGGGUCAUCGUCUACCGCAUCGCUGUGUCGGCGCUGAUGGCCAUGAGCCCCGACCCGGAGACCAAGUCCAACGUCCGGGUGACGGUGACGGCCACCGCGGUCAUCAUCAACUUGGUGGUUAUUCUGAUCCUCGAUGAAAUCUACGGAGCUGUGGCCGUGUGGCUCACCGAGCUAGAGAUUCACAAAACAGAAACCAACUUUGAGGAGCGUCUGAUCCUGAAAGCCUUCUUACUCAAAUUCAUGAAUGCGUACGCACCCAUCUUUUAUGUGGCUUUCUUCAAGGGAAGGUUUGCAGGUCGACCUGGAAAUUACGUGUAUGUCUUUAACGAUUAUCGGAUGGAAGAGUGUGCUCCAGGAGGCUGCCUCAUCGAGUUGUGCAUCCAGCUCAGCAUCAUCAUGCUCGGGAAGCAGCUGAUCCAGAACAACAUCUUUGAAAUCGGCAUACCGAAGCUGAAGAAGUUGGUCCGAGCACUGAAGAAUAAAGGAUUAGCAGAGGAGGAGAGGGAGGAGGAGAGGCCUCCACAGCAGUGGAACCUGGACCACGCUCUGGCUCCGUUUGAAGGCCUCACGCCCGAAUACAUGGAGAUGAUCAUCCAGUUCGGUUUCGUCUCUCUGUUCGUGGCAUCCUUUCCGCUCGCUCCGCUCUUCGCCCUGCUCAACAACGUCAUCGAGAUCAGACUGGACGCCAAGAAGUUUAUUACAGAGCUACGCAGGCCGGUGGCCAUACGCGCUAAGGACAUCGGUAUAUGGUACAACAUACUGAGUGGAAUGGGAAAGUUCUCCGUCAUUAUAAAUGCCUUUGUGAUCUCCUUCACGUCAGACUUCAUCCCUCGGCUCGUCUACCAGUACAUGUACAGUCAGAGUGGCACCAUGCACGGCUUCAUUGACCACACCCUCUCCUACUUCAACGUGUCCAGUCUCAAACCCGGCACGGCCCCGCACAACUCUGGAGACAUCACCGUCUGCCGGUACAAAGACUACAGGGAGCCCCCUUGGUCUCCGGACGCGUACCAGUUCUCCAAACACUACUGGUGUGUCCUGGCUGCACGGCUGACUUUUGUCAUAUUGUUCCAAAACCUUGUGAUGUUCCUCAGCCUCGUGGUCGCCUGGGUGAUCCCUGACGUCCCCAAAACCAUCGUGGAGCAGCUCAAGCGGGAGAAGAAGCUUCUGGUGGACGUCUUCUUGAGGGAAGAGAAGGAGAAAUUCCAGCUCAUCCAGAGCCUCUUCGCCAAGGACACCACGCUGCAGCCGGGCAGCAACCUGCUCGCCCCGGGACCGGGCUUCUCCAUCCCAGGCCGCUACAGCACCCUCCCCCCAGGCCCCACGCAGACCCCGGCUGGAGACGGAGCAGUGCCGAGGGCGAGGUGUAGGGCCGCCAGCUUCAGCCAGUUCAGCAGGAAGAUUCCGCCGUUGAACGAAAACGAGAAUUCCAAACACACAGCAGUGUGACACACAUCUGCGGGGUGUAGCUCAGGACUGCGUUGCUCGGGCGAUUCGGCGAUUCGACUGUGUCUCUUGUGUCCCGGUGCGUUUGACACAGUAGCGCUGUGAUUCAAGACGUCACAGCCUAAUUCUGAACAUGACAUUUGAUUAACUGGUCUCAAGUUGGGUUAGAACUGCACACCGGUUGAGUGGGUGUGUAUAUUGUUCCUAUUCGCAGCGACUGUUCCCCUGUUAGUGUUACCAUUUUUACUUUUUGGUAAAAAUAAAAGACUUAGUGAGCAACACUAGCUUCAUAGCGUAGACAAGCAAUAAUUACUGUGUUAACAAUGUAAUAUUACAGGGAAAAGGGACUGGACAUAAAGACAGAUCUAUGAACUACUGGACAGAUUCACUGCUUCAACGUAAACUGAUAGAUGGACAUUGUGGCUUACUACUAGAGCUGGGGACGGACAGAAGUUGCCUGCUUUUUGUGCUUACGCUCUUUACGUCAUUUUUUGUUUUUAACUGAAUCUGUAGCAGCUCCAACAUUCCGCAUUCUCCAUACUUUCCGCUGCAUGGCGCCGAGAGCACACCGACUCCUAGAAGAGCUAAUCAUUUUCUCUUUUUUCUACACCAGUCAUUGUGUUCAAGUUCAUUUUUCGUCAUAGAAUUCAGGAAUCUCUUUUGAAUUAUUUUCAGACUUAACUAAGAUUGUGAGUCACGCUACAUCUGCCGCUCAUUGUCUCUCACUUCCCUGUACGUACUGAUGGAUGGAUGCACAUGCCAAUGUGGCAUAUUGUUGUACACCACUAUUAGAUUCCAGUCCAAGCUCCAGUUUUAGAAUUAGAUGAAUUGUGAAGCAUUUUUCCUGUUAGCCAUAUGGACAUUACCUGAUGACUACACUUUGUUAAAACUUUGCAAACUGUGAAUAGCUAGAAAUGGUGUAUGUGUUUAUUGUCAUGGAAAACAAUACUUCAUAAGCAUUCCUUCAUUAUAAAGUACCAGACUAUACACUGACUUUCUUGCAGGUAAGUAAUACAUCUGGAUAUCUACUACUCAAACAGAGGAGCUCUGAUCGGAGAAGUCAAUGGUGUCAUGCAAGUUCUGAUUGGCAGCCAUGUUGGAGGUUUGUUGAGAAACACGGACGGUGCACAGACUCGAACAGGACCAUCUGUUUCUGACUGAAUCAGUCUUUCCAGUACUCAGAUACAUCUGAUAGAUUAUAUGUUUAGACAACUUCAGCUUGUUGGCUAACACUUGUGCCCUCAUUUUCUAAGGGCAAAAAAACACAAUGGAGUGACAGAAAUGGAGUCCAUGGCAUGUAAGCUGCUCUCGGCCAACAAUCCCACAAUACAACGCUGCACAUUUUAUAGACGUGCGACUCAAUAACUGACAGUAAUGAUGUACAAUAAUAAAGAUAAGUAAGUGUCUAAAAUCGCUACGACUCAAUACAAUGGACUGUAGAUAUAGAUCGGACAUCUUGAUCGACACAUGUUGGCUGGCUGCAGUAUAGGUCACUAAACCCUGCCUCCACCAUGUUAGAGAUGACAUGGAUUAAACAAAAAAGUCAAAGUACAUGUUAUUUAUUUUAUGUAGUUUGGUUCGUCAAUCGUUCAUUUGUCAGAUAUGUUUGGUUUCAAUUGGUAAUUUGAAGCUAUGAAAACAUGGUGAAAUGUUUUGAUUGAGUUCGGUUCGCCCCCUGGUUGGUCGAGUGCAUGCAUUGGCAGUGAGCCUGAUACUGCAGUGUCCAUAUCCAGGAUAUUUUGGCUUCAUUUUUUGUACAACAGGAAGAAUAGGUGAAGGGACGUCCAUCUUUAUUUACAGUCUUGGCUCACUACUCAAAUGACAGAGCGUUUACUAGAUAGAACAAUAAGAAGUUUGCCACUUUCUUAACAAGAUAGCGCUGGUGAAAUAAUUUCCAUGUCCCUUAACAACAUUCAAUAUUUAGGAGGAUCCUUUGUGAUAUGUUUGUAUAUGUAAAUCAGCGAGCUAAACUGGCGAUCAUUUUACUCAGACAGUGGAAGCUAAUGUUAGCUGCUCCAUGUUAAUUUUUUGUUUGUGUUAUUUCAACACCGGCUGAGCCUUUGACACACUCUGCAGACUCAGUGCUGUUUGUUCAAUAUUAUUCAAAAUGUAGCUGUAGAUCCAAUCGUGUUGAAAACAAAUGGCCAGAUAUUGCAACUCCCACACAAAAAUGUAUUUCCCUUUGAUGAUGCAAAUUAAGAGUGCUGUAAUUGGAAUGACUGGGUGCCAUCUUGGAACACCAUAUCCAGCUCUUGUGACAUUACCAUGCCGACAUGUGGACCUGUUUAAGAGGCCUUUUGUGUAUUUCUGUCUCGGUUAGGACUCAGUGACAGACUGUUCACUUUAAAUGUGUUCACAUGGAUUUUAGGAAAAGGACAUAAUUAGGAGUGUUGUACUGGAUUUUGUCAUUCAAGAAAAUGUGAUCCUUACCUUAAGCUCGUGUAGAAGUUCCUUAAUACGUGAUUUGUUGAUGGAUUAUGAAAUGAUUUUUAUAUUUUGUGUGAUCUGUUUGCUUUCUUCUCAUUGGCCUUUUCUUUUCUUUUUCUAUUUUAUUGUUUGGCCUUUUAGGAAGCCGUAUAGUCCUCGUGAGAUUUCCUGGCCAGAAGAAAAUAUUAAAGCUACAAGGCUGAAGUUUCUCUGCUUGCUAGAAUUUGGCAAUGCAACCAGUAAAUUGUUUUUAGAUAACCCCAAAAGGAAAUGCAUUUAAAAUGACAUAAUAUUGAUAGUUAUCUCAGGUACCCAUUUACUCUUGUAGACUUUUCCACUGUGGAGAUGUGGAGAGGGUCUAUGGUUGACUGGACUUGUGGGAAGUUUAUUUGGCACCCAGUUGAUCAGGUGCCUGAAAAUGGCAGCAGGUCAAGAAAUUACUCCUGAUAAAAUGUUCCCUUGUUUCCCCCUGCCUUAUUCCAGCUUAGCUUUGCUACGGGUUUUCCCUCCACAGAAAAAAAUACAAAAGAAAGGGCUCUGCUCACUUUAUGUUCAAUUACAAAUUAAAAAAAAUGCAUUUUAGUAAAAUGAUUUCCAAUCGAGCCAAGAAACACUAUUAAACAAGCUUUUUGUAACAUAUGAAGACCCAUAUAUUGUUCUCAUGAAUUGGGAAUUGAGACUAAAACAAAAAUAAAAUGAGAAAAACUGAGUGAAUACCUAACUUGCAUUUGUAAAGGUAUCAGGACACAACUCUAUUGGGAUGAUAAUAAUGGUUUAUGAACAUUUCUGUCACUUAGUAGACGUUGUAGUUCUUGCUACAUAUGUGACACUGCUAGAAUAAGACCUCAAGGGGGUUGAGGAAACUCUUCAGUUACGUUUCAAAUUAAGACAUAAUGAAUUGAUUGGUUUUCUCUAUGACAUUUGCAGCUUUAAACAGGUAGUUAGCAUUAUUGCACAUUAAUAUUAAUAUCUACACACGAUUGUAGAAUUGCAUUUUUAUUUUCAUUUUUUACAACCAUUAGUGGGGAAGCAGCAAUGCUUAGUCGAGUGUUCUGUUGUUUCUCUAGUUUUAUCCUGAAAACAGUAUUAUUUUUAGUGCUCUGGAAAGAAACCUGUCAACUAAACAAGAAGGGACUGAAAGCCCUUCAUAUAGUUUUAGAUUAAAUAGCAGCGGGUACAUAUAAUGUCGACAAAAGCAAUAAACAUUGGACAUUUGUUUAUGUCACCUAAUUUACUGUGACGAUCCCUCUCUUUAAGUAAAUGAAUGUAUGUAAUGUUGUUGAUUGUGCAACAGUUUGUUUUUUUAAGUGAAAAAUAACCAUCUCCGCCGUUGUGUUUUCUGAUUUUCCCUGAAGGCAACACUGACAUAAUUUCCUGUCAGUGGAUUUAAAUGAGGGAGCUUGUCCCUUGAUCUAUUGCAGGUGAAAACAUUUGUGGUAAAUUGGAAAAUUCAUCAAAAGUUAUUUUUUUUCAUGGAUUACGGCUCAGCCUGAGAAGGAUGUGCAGCACCGUGUUCAGGUUAGUGGGAGUGUCUGCCGAUCCACAUCACUGGAUCACAGAAAAGCUUGAUCUGUAAAUGUUUGAAUCAUUUUGAGUCAUCUUCAUGCACAUAACAAACAGUAAUUGAUGAUAAUGCACAUAAACCUGGUUUCUUGUUUAACUACAAGUA
Molecule: messenger RNA, 7111 nt
Organism: Platichthys flesus (European flounder)
Lineage: Eukaryota; Metazoa; Chordata; Actinopteri; Pleuronectiformes; Pleuronectidae
Gene: ano2b
Product: anoctamin 2b
Exons: 24
Coding region: 40-3018 (992 amino acids)
Biological process (GO): chloride transmembrane transport
Cellular component (GO): plasma membrane
Molecular function (GO): chloride channel activity; protein dimerization activity
Source: RefSeq, a predicted model, not a curated record